Messenger RNA from Cooperia oncophora, 369 nucleotides. The record is from the annotation of a GenBank genome assembly. Lineage: Eukaryota; Metazoa; Nematoda; Chromadorea; Rhabditida; Trichostrongylidae.
AUGAUUGAUCUUUGUGAGGUUUUCACGCUCCAAGAAGGUCAAAGUCCUAUAAGAUCGGCUACGAACUCAUGGCAAUUUUUCAUAUUUAACGUAGUACCUUUUAUUUGCUUGUUCAUCCAGGCCAACAUCAUGCCAGGUUUGCUGGGUAAGCACGCUCGUGGGGAUAAUAUUUGGAGUGAACUACUAACAAAUAUAGUCAUCGUUGGAUUGGCCAUAGUUAGUGUGGUUUUCUUCGGCUGGAGACUAUACAAUAACGUCAAAGAUGAUCGGGGUUUGGCUUCGUGUUUUUCACCAUCACACCGGAGCAUAUUUCGUUUAAGCGAAUCAGUUCAGGAUGGAAACGCACCAAGAGAUCUCGAGAACCAAUAA